GGAGAGGGGUAGGCUAGGUGGAGCACCAAGCGGCAGACAUGGCACGGUAUAUAUAUACAGAUGGAGGAGGAGACAGGAGAGGAGGAGUUGUGGCGCGUUGUAACUUGUACCCUAUACACGAGUAGGGUAGGAUCUGUAGACAGUACUAGUUUGCAUCGGCCGCGGCCGUAGUCUUCAAGUUGACGCAACCGCCCACGCGCGCGACCCGGCAGUUUGCCUCCAUUGCCGUCGUCUCUCUCUUUCGUUCUGACCAGCACCUAGCUAGCGAGCCAUGGCGAGUAGUCGCCUCCUCCUCCUCUUUGCCGUGCAGCUCCUUGUGCUGGUCGCCGUAGUGUCCGGCACACGAUGGCAGGACUUCCUCCGCCUGUCGUCGGAGUCGGCGUCGGAUGACGACGACGCCGCGGCGGUAGGGACCAGGUGGGCCGUCCUCAUCGCCGGCUCCAAUGGCUACUACAACUACCGGCAUCAGGCUGACGUGUGCCACGCGUACCAGAUCAUGAAGAAGGGCGGGCUCAAGGACGAGAACAUCAUCGUCUUGAUGUACGACGACAUCGCCGACAGCCCCGACAACCCGAGGCCCGGCGUCAUCAUCAACCGCCCAGACGGCGGCGACGUGUACGCGGGGGUCCCCAAGGACUACACGGGCGAGGACGUGAACGUCAACAACUUCCUCGCCGUCCUGCUCGGCAACAAGUCCGCCGCCACCGGCAAGGUGGUCGCCAGCGGGCCGGACGACCACGUCUUCGUCUACUACAGCGACCACGGCGGGCCCGGGGUGCUCGGCAUGCCGUCGGACGACUACCUGUACGCCAAGGACCUGGUGGACGCUCUCGAGAGGAAGCACGCCGCGGGGGGGUACCGGAGCCUGGUGUUCUACCUGGAGGCGUGCGAGUCCGGGAGCAUCUUCCAGGGCCUCCUGCCGGAGAACAUCUCCGUGUACGCCACCACGGCGGCGAACGCGGAGGAGAGCAGCUGGGGCACCUACUGCCCCGGCGACGACCCGGCGGCCCCGCCGCCCGAGUUCGACACCUGCCUGGGCGACCUCUACAGCGUCGCCUGGAUGGAGGACAGCGACGCGCACAACCGCCGCGCCGAGUCGCUGAGGCAGCAGUACCAGGCGGUCAAGGACCGGACGUCGGCCAACGGCACCUACAGCCUCGGCUCCCACGUCAUGGAGUACGGCGACGUCAAGGGACUCGCCGCGCAGAGCCUCUACACCUUCAUGGGCACCGACCCCGCCAACGACGACGGCUCGCUGCUGCGGCUGCGGCGAUCCUCGGGCGGCGCGGCAGUGAACCAGCGCGACGCCGACCUGGUCUACUUCUGGCAGAGGUACCGCAAGGCGGCGGAGGGCACGCCCGAGAAAGCGGAGGCCCGAAGGCGGCUGCUGCAGGUCAUGUCUCGCCGGUCCCGCGUGGACAGCACCAUGGAGCUCAUCGGCGGCCUCCUCUUCGGCUCGAAGGAGGGGCCCAAGGUGCUCGGCGCCGUGCGGCCGGCGGGGCAGCCCCUUGCCGACGACUGGGACUGCCUCAAGUCCGUGGUGCGCGCGUACGAGCGCCACUGCGGGCCGCUCGCGCAGUACGGGAUGAAGCACAUGCGGUCCUUGGCCAACAUCUGCAACGCCGGCGUCGGGGAGGACGCCAUGGCCAAGGUGGCGUCCCAGGCCUGCGCCGCCGUCGCCCCUUCCCACUGACCGGCCCACACGCCGUGGCCUCCGCGGCCCCUACCUUUUUCUUCAUUCACACCGUCUCGUGCGUGCGUGUGUGUAUAUAUAUAUAUAUAUAUAUAUAUAUAUAUAUAUAUAUACGUUUGUUAUCGACCUGCACCGAAGAACUCUUGUGGAUAUACAGUACUUUGUUGCUACACACACUUCUUGUGCUAUCACUGUAAAUUACAUGUUACGACCACUAAAGAAGGCUCGACUGUUGAAAGAUUUCA
This is a messenger RNA of Sorghum bicolor (sorghum), 1938 nucleotides long. RefSeq names its product vacuolar-processing enzyme. The record is from RefSeq and is a predicted model, not a curated record. NCBI's taxonomy places the organism in Eukaryota, Viridiplantae, Streptophyta, Magnoliopsida, Poales, Poaceae. The transcript has 2 exons. Bases 272 to 1693 code for a protein of 473 amino acids. Gene Ontology annotation, biological process: vacuolar protein processing. Gene Ontology annotation, molecular function: cysteine-type endopeptidase activity.